GAUGGGGAACGAAAUAGAAUAGACACACAGCUAGCCUUUUAGCCCGGGACGAUUGAUGUGGAUUGGAUGGCUCGUGCACCAGGAAAUCCGAUCGGACCGUAAAUCAGACGGUCAGAGUUCGUUGGGGAAUCGGACACACACCCGGACAGCGCGAUGCAGGACUCGACUCCAUAUUGUGGAUAUCCGCCCAACUACUGGUACCCUGCUCCAGCCGGGCCGUACAGUAACACCUUCCCGCCCGGCACCGAGAUCAACGGACAAGCAGCGUACAAUCCACAGGGAAUCCCGGCGUAUCCAAACGGAGUCUACAACCCGGGUCAGUACCCACCGAACGUUCUCCACCCGUCCAAUCCGUUCUACUGCAGCGAUCAGAUCCCUCCUCCACGACAGCCGCAGUACCACAGUCAGGACCGAACCCCGGCCAGCUCUCCUCAGCCUCCGUACCCCGUUCCUCACUGCCAAGGGGCUCCCGGAUUCCCACCUGGAUCGUACCCACCCUAUGGAGAUGGCUGCCCCCCUAACGUCCCCUACCCCACCCAGCAGCCUGUACCCUCUCGCCCUCAACCUGAAUCCUGGCCUCAUUCUGCCUCAUACGGACCUCAAGCGCACUACCCCAACCACACACGACCUCCACACCCUCCACCCUGGCAUGGCCCCGCCCCACCUCCGUACGAUCACAUCAAGCACAAGGAACCACCAUAUCCAGGUCACCUGAACAACCGGAACCAACCAAAACCUGGACCAAGCACGCCAAACUCCAACCCCGCCCCCAACCCGCUUUCGAACAAACCAGUGGAGUUCAGUGCCCCACCUCAGAUCUACAACAAAACAUCCUCCGGAGGAGGAACCCAGCCCAAACCGGUACCACCGGUGCCGCAGCAGAACGACCCUCCUCCUCCUCCUCCGCCCACACCUCAGCCCGCAAACGGCGAUAACCUGGGCCUGGCUCGCGUGCAGGAGGUCCUGUCCAGGGUCCACCUUCUUCAGGAGGACGUCGACGAGUUUGUGGGCAGAAAGACGGAUAAGAGCUACCGCUGUCUGGAAGAGCUGCUCACCAAAGAACUGCUGGUCCUGGACUCGGUGGAGACCAACGGCCAAGACGCCGUGCGUUCGGCACGCAAAGAGGCCGUGCAGAAGAUCCAGAUCAUUCUGGACCGUCUGGAGAACAAGGCCUUCUAAAGAGCGCAAACUGAGCGAGUGUGUGUGUGUGUGUGUGUGUGUGUGUGUGUGUGUGUGUGAACGCAGCUUCCUUCUCUGCAGAUGUUCGUCUGUGUUAACGAUUCUGUUCUUCACGUCCUGAACACCUGCAGGACGUCAGGAUUAUAAAUUGUACAGAUUAUAACACACACGUUUCUCGAUCCAUCAGCACACACACUGCCAUCCGAUCACUCGCUUCUGCAUCUGUCGUCUGAUCUCGUCUAAUCUCAUUGACCUGCUGUUCCUCAGUAACUGAUCUGAAGAAUCUUUGGAGCCCAUCAGCUAUACGUUUUAGCCCCCCACACACACACGUGCUCACACACUCACAUCCAGCCAGACGUCUGCCUCCAUCUCGAGCAAGUUUCGUUUGUAGUAUUUGUUUUUUUUAAUUCGUUUAUGAAUUCAGACGGAGCUGUUUAUGUGAAAAGCAAUAAAUAAUUUAGCUUGUAA
This is a messenger RNA of Silurus meridionalis, 1647 nucleotides long. RefSeq names its product BCL2 associated athanogene 4 (gene bag4). The transcript has 5 exons. Gene Ontology annotation, cellular component: membrane; nucleus; cytosol. The record is from RefSeq and is a predicted model, not a curated record. Bases 154 to 1179 code for a protein of 341 amino acids. Gene Ontology annotation, molecular function: adenyl-nucleotide exchange factor activity; protein-folding chaperone binding. Gene Ontology annotation, biological process: protein stabilization. Lineage: Eukaryota; Metazoa; Chordata; Actinopteri; Siluriformes; Siluridae.